GUGUGGCCGUGUCAUUAUCAAAAUGUUAACAGAGUAGAUUUUUUUCUGCCUUUCUUUUCUCACAUGUGGUUUUGACAUUUUGGAUUUAAAAAUUGUUUUCGCGUGAAUUUUAUCAACAAUCUAAAUUGAAACGAGGAUUUGGUAGAAACAGUGAAAUAGGCUUGCGUAUCAUAUAAACAACGUGCUUAUAAUGGUAGUAUUCACAUGCGGUCACUGCGGGGAGUCGGUCAACAAGCCGAAGGUUGAGAAACAUUACUUAACCAAAUGUAGAAACAGGAGCCCCAACUUGUCCUGUAUGGAUUGUUUCAAAGACUUCUUUGGCAAGGAGUAUGAAGAACACACAAAAUGUAUUACAGAGGAGCAGCGCUAUAGUGCUAAAGGUUUUGUAGCCAAAGAGAAGAAAGGAGAACUAAAACAGAAUGCAUGGGUGGAGAUGGUGCAGAGUGUCCUGGAUGAGCAGAAGAAUGCUCCAGCUAGUGUACUGAGAAUACUGAACACUGUGAGCAAACACAACAACACUCCACGCAAGAAGCCUAAGUUCAUCAACUUUGUCAAAAAUGUGUGCGGCCAUAAAACUGCCCCCAAAGACAUUGACGCUGCCUGGGACAUGAUUGCUGGGAAAGUUGCUGCUUUAUCUAUUAAUAAUCAAAACAGGAAUCAAAAACAAAAUGAUGAAAAACCAAGUGAAAUUGAGGAGAAUAACACUAAUGAUGAUUCUCAAACCAUCCCUGAGGAAGCCGAAGUUUCGUCAACCAGUGACUCCAAGUUGCCAGAGGUAGUAGAAACUGAGGAAAACCAAGAAGGAGACGGUAAAAAAGGUAAGAAGUCUAAAAAACAACGCAAAGAAGAGAAAAAGCAGAAGAAAUAUGAAGCCGAAUUAGAAAGUGCUGCCCAAGCACCUGAAGAAGAGGAGGAAGAAGAAGUAAAGACUAAGAAGGGGAAAAAGAAGAAUAAAUCUGAAAACGUCAAUGGCGACGCCAACGGAGUAGAAGAUAAUAAAAACAAGAAGCGUAAAAGACAAGACACAGUCAACUCAACAGCAUCAGUUGAAAAUGAUGUUGCUGAUCUUCAAAUGCAGAAUUUGCAGCUAAAUGUGGAAAAGACGAAAAAGAAGAAGCCUAAAGUAGAAGAAGAAGAAGAAUUAGAAGAAAGCAUGUGCCUUCAUGAUCAAAAUGUAGCAUAUUCUGAGGAACAAGGAAGGGCUGAGAAGUUCAACUGGCACGCCUGUAUCAUGUCCGUACUGCAGAAGAAAGGUAAUGAGGUACAAUUCAAGAGAUUGCAGAAGAAAGUACUUGGGGAAUAUGCAGAGGUGACUGGGAGAGAUGUAGAUGAUAGGAUUGCUGAUAAAUUUAUAAAGAAGCUGAGAAGCACCCCCAAUGUCAGAGUUGAUAAAAAUAGGGUUGUGCUUGUGCAAUAAACUUCCAAUUGACAAAUUUUUCAUCUUUUUGAUGUAACUAUUUGGGAAAUUACAGAAUUUAUUGACUGAGAAAGAAAUUGGAUGUUUGAGACUCUAAAUCGCAUGCGGCCAUUGUCAUGUUACAUAAUAAUUUUUAGAGAAAUCUGUAUUUGUUAAUCUGAUGAUAGUCAGUAAUUUUUAAGCCUUUCAAAUUUAAUAUACCAACUUUUAAAAAACA
Molecule: messenger RNA, 1634 nt
Organism: Plutella xylostella (diamondback moth)
Lineage: Eukaryota; Metazoa; Arthropoda; Insecta; Lepidoptera; Plutellidae
Biological process (GO): negative regulation of transcription by RNA polymerase II; rRNA processing
Cellular component (GO): nucleolus
Molecular function (GO): DNA binding
Source: RefSeq, a predicted model, not a curated record